AUGAUAAACUCCGUAUUCUUGAUGCAUCGUCGGACGGAUUUAUGGGGACCGGACGCGCUGAUUCUUUCCUUCCUCGAAUUUGGCCCGGACCGGUUUCUUGACAGUCGCCUAUACAAGUAUCUAACCCCUAAUCCGUACAUAUUCGCUCCCUUCGGCGCAGGUCCGAGGAUCUGCCUUGGCCAACAGUUUACCUGCAAUGAAGCUUCGUACUACCUCAUUCGACUCCUGCAAACAUUCUUCUCUUUCAGUCUUGCCCUGGAUGCUCAGCCUGCUGAGGAUAUUCCGCCGAAGACUUGGACCAGAGCUCCCGGGACGAGCGAAGGCCGGGAUAGGAUCAUGCUCGGGACGCAUGUGUUGCUGUAUGCUAAGGGUGAUCUAUGGGUCAGGAUGGAAGAAGCCAACGACGAGACGACGCUGUGA
Molecule: messenger RNA, 420 nt
Organism: Guyanagaster necrorhizus
Lineage: Eukaryota; Fungi; Basidiomycota; Agaricomycetes; Agaricales; Physalacriaceae
Exons: 4
Coding region: 1-420 (139 amino acids)
Molecular function (GO): heme binding; monooxygenase activity; oxidoreductase activity, acting on paired donors, with incorporation or reduction of molecular oxygen
Source: RefSeq, a predicted model, not a curated record